UUAAAACAGGAUAUCCAUCGGCGAUCCCAGUAACUUAACUUAUCCCCACUCCACCGAGAUUAUAAUGGGAUACAGCGGAAACACCAGUGCGAAUGCGAGCCCUCCCUCCGUCCUAUCCCCGACCUCCUCCUCCUCGUCCCCUCCUGUCAUUCUCAGCCCCUGCGCCGCCUGCAAGAUCCUCCGCCGCCGCUGCGUCGAUAAAUGCGUCUUGGCCCCUUACUUCCCGCCCACAGACCCCCUCAAAUUCACCAUUGCUCAUCGUGUUUUUGGCGCUAGCAACAUUAUUAAGCUGUUGCAGGAACUCCCUGAGGAUCAAAGAGCGGACGCUGUUAACAGCAUGGUUUACGAGGCGAACGCGAGGCUGAGGGACCCGGUGUAUGGCUGCGCGGGCGCGAUCUGCCACCUGCAAAAGCAGAUCAGUGAGCUUCAAGCCGAGCUAGCCAAAGCUCAGGCUGAGAUCAUGAACAUGCAAUGCCAGAAUUCCAACUUGUUCGAGCUCAUUUGCAAGCAAAUGUCAUCUGCGAAAAAUGACGAGGAAAAUCUGCAGCCGUUUCGCGACAAUUCGGCCUUCCUUUUGGACGAGAGCGUUUUGGGCGUGGCUUGGGAGCCUCUAUGGGCAUGAUGUUCCAUUCACCGAAUUAAAGACAAUCUUAAUUUUGACAUAUACUAUAAUACUUACAAGAAUAUUUAUCAAGAAAAUAAAGGAUUUUGAUUUAGUUGUUGUACUUGUACUGAUUCAAGUUGAGGUUAUGGGUUAGGGUUUGAGAUACUUAGAUAUAUGUAAUUUCGCAAUGUGAAUUUGACCAAAGGAAAGAGAAGUGAAUUAAGAAAAGGGUCAUGACUUUACAAAAGGAGUCCCCUUGGAACUUAGAA
Salvia splendens (bonfire salvia) is the source of this 873-nucleotide messenger RNA. RefSeq names its product LOB domain-containing protein 1-like. The record is from RefSeq and is a predicted model, not a curated record. NCBI's taxonomy places the organism in Eukaryota, Viridiplantae, Streptophyta, Magnoliopsida, Lamiales, Lamiaceae. The transcript is spliced from 2 exons. Bases 65 to 622 code for a protein of 185 amino acids.